GGGGGCGGACUGCGAGUCCCAGCAUCCUCCGGGCCGGACUACGAGUCCCAGCAUCCCCCGGGGCCGCUCCUCCCGCCGAGGUUCCUGCGCCGACCAAUGGGAGGCGGACAAGUCCGAGCGAGGGGAGGACUACGGGUCCCAGCCUCCCCCGGGCCGGACUACGAGUCCCGGCAUCCCCCGGGGCCGCCCCUCCCGCCGAGGUCGGGGCGUCCAAGGGGAGGCGGACAAGUCCGAGCGAGGGGAGGACUACGAGUCCCAGCCUGCCCCGGGCCGGACUACGAGUCCCGGCGUCCCCCGGGGGGCGGGGGCGCCUGCGCGCUGGCGGCCGGAGGAGGCGGGAGGCCGAGGGCAGCGCAAGAUGGCGGCGGCGGCCCAGGCCCAGGCCCAGCCCUCUCAGCCCGCCCGACCCGGGCCCGGCAAGAACGGCCUGCUGGAGAAGGUGAGGGCAGCCCGGCCGGCACGGACCCCGGCCCGUCCCUGUCCGGCCUGUUGGAAGAUUGACGACAAACCCGUCAAAAUUGACAAGUGGGAUGGCUCUGCUGUGAAAAACUCCCUGGAUGAUUCGGCCAAAAAGAUUCUUCUAGAGAAGUACAAGUACGUGGAGAACUUCUGUCUGAUCGAUGGCCGUCUCAUCAUCUGCACAAUCUCCUGCCUCUUUGCCAUGGUGGCUUUGGUUUGGGAUUACCUUCACCCCUUCCCGGAGUCCAAGCCGGUCCUGGCUUUCUGUGUCAUAUCCUAUUUUGUGAUGAUGGGAAUCCUGACCAUCUACACCUCCUACAAGGAGAAGAGCAUCUUCCUCGUGGCCCACCGGAAAGAUCCAGCCGGCAUGGACCCCGAUGACAUCUGGCAGCUGUCUUCCAGCCUCAAACGGUUCGAUGACAAAUACACCCUGAAGCUGACCUUCAUCAGCGGCAAAACCUGGCAGCAGCGGGAAGCAGAGUUCACCAAGUCCAUCGCCGCCUUCUUCGACGACAGUGGCAUGUUAGUAAUGGAGACUUACGAGCCCGAAAUCUCCAAGCUCCACGACAGCCUUGCCACGGAAAGAAAAAUCAAAUAGCCGUUGAGCGACACCCUCCCCGGCUGGGAUCGCGCUCGAUAAAAUCGAAUGAAACGG
Ornithorhynchus anatinus (platypus) is the source of this 1114-nucleotide messenger RNA. It is a transcript of the gene SPCS2, whose product is annotated as signal peptidase complex subunit 2. Gene Ontology annotation, cellular component: membrane; signal peptidase complex. The record is from RefSeq and is a predicted model, not a curated record. NCBI's taxonomy places the organism in Eukaryota, Metazoa, Chordata, Mammalia, Monotremata, Ornithorhynchidae. Gene Ontology annotation, biological process: protein targeting to ER. The transcript has 5 exons. The coding region runs from base 359 to 1057 and encodes 232 amino acids.